Molecule: messenger RNA, 495 nt
Organism: Oldenlandia corymbosa var. corymbosa
Lineage: Eukaryota; Viridiplantae; Streptophyta; Magnoliopsida; Gentianales; Rubiaceae
Source: the annotation of a GenBank genome assembly
AUGGGACAAGUUCUUGACAAAAUUCAAGGUAAGGAUUGGAGACAAAGGCAAAUACACAAGAUAUCAGACAAGGUGUACGAUCGUUUCAAGAAUGACACUGGAAGAGCAAACUUGACAUUUGAAGACCUUUAUAUAGCUGUGCUUCUGGUAUUCAAUGAUAUCAAUAAGCGCUUGCCUGGACCUCAUUUUGACCCCCCCUCAAAAGAGGACGUCAAAGCUAUAAUAGAGGAGUGUGACAUCAACCUUGACGGGGAACUCGAUCGUGAAGAAUUUGUCAAGUUUGUUCAACGACUAACGAAAGAUACAUUCAUUACCGUCAGUCAGGGUUUGAUCAUCACCCUGGCUAUUGCACCGGCCGUUGCUUUGAUGACAAAGAGGUCUACCGAAGGUGUUCCCGGGAUCGGAAAGGUGGUGCAGAAAGUUCCGAAUUCAGUUUAUGCAUCUCUUGUGACACUUGUGGUUGUUGCCCUCCAGAAGGCAGCCUAUGAGAACUGA